ACCCGCCGCUGCCUGCUUUGGAGUGUGUUCCUGGGAAAGGGCCCGGUGGGUUUCUUCCCUUCAGAUAUUCAUCAUUUCGGAGGAUUUCAGCACAGAGAUUAUUGGACUUUGCCAUAUCUGACCAGGAUGAAUUCAUCAUUGGUUGCUUAUGAUGAUUCAGAUUCUGACACAGAGACUGGAAAGGCUGAAAAUCUCAAUCUUUCUAGCAGAGAAACCAGACUUGCAAAUUCUGCUAUGAAUCCUAUUCAGUAUUUUGCACCCGGUGGAUUAGGCACAAAAUCUACAUACAAAAUGCAGACUGUUGAGAAUACUGCCAGUACUGGCACAAGCAUUAUUUGUGAAGGUGCUCCUGCAUAUAAGGUACAGGCUAAUAACCGGGAUUUGGCAGCUGUUUAUCCCUGGAAAGAAUAUUCUAACAAGGCUGAAACGCUUUCUGGAAAUGAAAGUUUCUCUCAGAAGAGAGUACAUCAGGACAAGAUUGUUACCAUAAAGGGAAUUAGACCAUAUAUCCCUAAAAGACUUCGACAAGAAAAAACUUCUAAAGUGUAUGAAAAAAAAGAAUCCGAAGAACAGAGAGAGAGUUGUGCAAUACCAGGAGAGCAAAUUUCCACAGAGGUUUCUGAAUUUAUUAAGCCAUAUUUGGGGUCUAAGAACAAAUCAACUGAAAUCCCAAGGAACUUGGUGUUUCAGAUGUCCAAACACAGUGGUCCAGUUAAUAAAGUCCAGUGGUGUCCUGUACAAGGAUGGAGCCAUAUGCUUCUUUCCACUUCCAUGGAUAAAACUUUCAAGAUAUGGAAUGCUGUAGAUACAGGCUGUUGUUUAAAAACGUACUCCUGUCACAGUUGUGCUGUUCGAACUGCUCAGUGGUCUUUGUGUGGAAGAAGAAUUCUCAGUGGAGGCUUUGAUUCUAUGCUUCAUUUAACAGAUGUUGAAACAGGGACACAGGUAUUUAGCAGCAAAAAUGAAUUUAGGAUCAGCACACUGAAGUUUCACCUUUCUGAGCCUAAUAUUUUUAUUUGUGGAGGAUUCAGCCCAGAAGUUAAAGCCUGGGAUAUAAGGAAUUGUAAGGUGAUAAAAGUCUACAAAGCAGCAGUACAACAGACCUUGGAUGUCCUCUUCCUUCCUGAAGGAAAAGAAUUUCUUACAAGCACGGAUGCAGUAAGCCGGGACUCAGCUGACCGUACGAUCAUUGCAUGGGAUUUCCACAGUGCUGCGAAAAUUUCCAAUCAGAUUUUUCAUGAGCGUUAUACCUGUCCGAGUCUGACUCUGCACCCUAGAGAACCUGCAUUUGUUGCUCAAACAAAUGGAAACUACAUGGCAUUGUUUUCUACCCAACGACCAUACAGAAUCAACAAAAAGAAAAGAUAUGAAGGGCAUAAGGUGGAAGGAUUUGCAGUGGGCUGUGAAUUUUCUCCAGAUGGAACACUUCUAGUGACAGGAAGUUCAGAGGGCAAAAUAUUUUUCUAUAACUAUCAUACUGCUAGAAUCAUUCACACUUUGUCUGCACAUAACCAGGCUUGUGUGAGUGCAACUUUUCAUCCAGUCCUUCCGUCACUUCUUGCAACGUGUGACUGGGCUGGAGAUAUCAAGAUCUGGCAAUAAGAAGACAGGGUUCCCUUUCAGAGUGAAUCCAGCUA
Messenger RNA from Emys orbicularis (European pond turtle), 1637 nucleotides. RefSeq names its product WD repeat domain 25 (gene WDR25). The record is from RefSeq and is a predicted model, not a curated record. The transcript has 7 exons. Lineage: Eukaryota; Metazoa; Chordata; Testudines; Emydidae. Bases 127 to 1602 code for a protein of 491 amino acids. Gene Ontology annotation, molecular function: protein binding.